Messenger RNA from Bemisia tabaci, 3034 nucleotides. RefSeq lists its product as uncharacterized. Lineage: Eukaryota; Metazoa; Arthropoda; Insecta; Hemiptera; Aleyrodidae. Gene Ontology annotation, molecular function: transcription corepressor activity. Gene Ontology annotation, cellular component: cytosol; nucleus. Gene Ontology annotation, biological process: cellular heat acclimation. The record is from RefSeq and is a predicted model, not a curated record.
GGUUAAAGUUUUUAACUUGGAAUAAUUUUAAGUUCAGGCGCUCGUGUAAGUGAAGUCCGUUCAUUUAAAAUUAGCGCUAAACGGAAGGACCAAUGAGAGGACUGUCGCACUAGGACUACCAUAGCCAAUCAUCAGCCACUUCAAGACGUCAUCGCCAGUGUUUUUGUUUUCACGAAGUAUCAUAAAAUUGUGACCAUGGCUGAAGCUAAAUCUGAAGUUAAAGCUGAAGAUCAACAAAAUUUUGCCAUCCAAAAUAUCUUACAGCAAAUGCAAGAUAAGUUUCAAACCACCUCAGACCAAAUUAUGACAAGAAUAGAUGACAUGGCAAAUCGAAUUGAUGACCUAGAAAAAAAUAUUGCUGAUCUGAUGUCUCAAGCCGGAGUUGAAGGAGGAGAUAAAUGAUAUACUAUGCCCAUGCGGUCAUUAUCCUACCAGUAAAGUCUAAAGCUCGAGAAUGGCCGUAAUCAUCGUCUGUACUUCACUGCACCCAACUAGUCAAGUUUAAACUUUGUUCUCUCUUCGUAUCUUUUUAGUGUUUUGAUUUUAAAGAGUUUGGCUAUUUUUGAGAGCUCAAAUUAGUUAACAUUAUGCCAAUAAAUCAGUGACAAUGACAAAAGGUCAUGGUAAGUUGCCCAAAAUUUGAUAUUUUGACUCUUAUUUUUAUUGGAAAAUUUUUUCCAGGGCAGCUGUAAACCUAAUUCUUAUCAUUGGUAUAAGCCAGAAUGCCUAAAUUAAGUCCAAGAAUUGUAUAAUUUUCAGUUUUGAGUCAAAAAGUCAUAGUAUUAUUCUAUUGUACUGAGAGAAAACACUAUGGGAGCCUUCAGACACUGCCAAAUUCACCUCCAUUAAACAUAAAUUUUUCAGGAAACUCUUGAAUAUUUUUCUUCCGAUCGUUCCGAGAAUUAUUUGAAAUUCAAUUCAAAAUGGAUACAUAUAAACUUGGAUAAAAAUAUUCAUAACUUUUUUCAAAAAGAGGCUUUCUUCAGGGGAAAUUUGGGAAUGUCUGAGUGCUCAUACAGCGUUCUCCCUUAGCGUGGCAGCAUAGUAUUUCUUUGAUUGCAAAGAUUAAGCUAGAGAUCAUUGAUUCAAACCAAUAACAAAAACAUUCCAAUUAUCUUCUUUAGGAAGGGCACGCAGCCAAACUGCAAAACAAUUAAAGUUAUUUAGGUCAUAACUAGCACAUUCUUUCUUCUUGUCAUAUAAAUUGUAUGGUCCAAGUGCCUCAAUCAGAACUAGCGUGAAACCUAUGAUGCCUCAAUCAAUUCAAAUGGAAGAAAAAAGGCACUAAUCACAAUUUAAAUCAUAAAUUGUAUUUAAGGAAGAAUUCGCAACUCAAAAAUCUACUUUAUUUAUCAUAAUGUUCUCCCCACUAGGAUACGAAAGUUCAGUGCAGAAAUAUGGUCUUAGACAUGUAAGAUCGUCAGAAAGGAGAAGUUUCAUUUUUCCAUCAUUAUUCAUUUAUUUUUUUCUAACACCGUGUCAAUCAGUUGGCAGUUUUUUUUUGUUAUGUCUUUAAAAUAAAACACGUCUUACAAGAUGAACUUUGAUAUUAUGUCCAUAAUUAAACUUAUUAUUGAAGCAGUGAGUUAGAAAUAUUUGCAAUUGCAUCCUGUAACCAAAGAGUUUCAGGAUCCUCAGUUGUGUUGUAAGUAUUUCUGAAAUAAAAAUUUACUAUUUUUAUGUUCAAGCUCACACCCUGAGUUCAAAAUUGGAGAAAUUCAUUAUCAUGAGAGUUCUCAAUGGGGGUAUGCUCAGUAGUUGUAUCUAAGUUCUUCAAUGGGGAUUUCUGAAUGAUUCUGAAUCAUUCACUCUCCCUCUCGUUUUCAAGCCUGAGCUAAUUUCUAUGAACUCAAUGUCAGUGGGACUUAUUCUGUUGCAAUAGCCAGAAUCAGGCACUUUGUAAAUAUAUUCUCUCUCUAUAAUCAUGAUGUUAGUCCUUUAAGUUUAUAACUUGAAGAGUGGGAAGGCAAGUUUUAUUUCAAACUGUUCUCUUUUCAAAUUUCCAUACUAAGGAAUAUCUUAUUUUAAUUUUCUAGUACCUCAUAUUUCCAUUUUUAGCUUUACUUAUAUUAUGUACAUACCUCCAAGGAAUCGUCUAAGAUUUGGUGUUGUGUAUGACCUACAAUUUGUGUCAAAAGAUAGCAAUAUUCGUGUCUCAUUUUUCCUACACAUAAUCCACCUCUUAUUUAAGAAAAUUUCUCAACUGUUAAGUUUGUUUUUAAAAAUUACUUCUCUUUCCUUUGAUCAUCGCCAGAGAAAGUGAAAUGGAAUAAUUAGGACACAAAAUUUGAUUUUAACGUUUAAGUAGUGCACAGAUAUUACAACUUAGGCCCAUGAUGGGAUACUUGCCAACUUUCUUAAAAAAUGACUCUAAAUUCUUGAAAGUCCAUUUUUCUCAAUGAAUUUAACUUCUACAUCUGCUUAGAAUAUGUAUAUAUUCUGUGAAAAUUUGUUAGAUUGAAUCACAGAUGAAAUUUUGAUAAUCAAUAGUAUAGUGCAUAAGAAUCACUUAGAGACAUAAAGAAGCUUAAAAGGAGAGGCGCUUAUCUUUAUAAAAGCUGUAGAAGCGGAACACCUUGCUGGCUGCAUUCUUAAUAGUAUUUUAUUCUAAUCUACCUCUUCUUUACUCUGAAUAUGUUUUCCCCUUAAUUGUCUAAGAAUAUUAAAAAAUUGUAUGAAUUUUGUACCUAGUCUUCAUCAAGUAUAUUCUUGCUUUUCAAAGUUUUAAGUUGACAAGAAUUAUAAUCUUUUUUCAAUUUAUUUCAAAUCGAUCACAGCGAUCCUGUACAUUUUAAAACUCUAAGUCGCUUUCAAUUCUAGCUUUUUCAAUUUUUUUAAUUAGCAGUGUAUGUAUUUCCUUUUCAGCAUGCCAGUUAGAAUAUUAGUAGAAAUGGCUUGCAUUUCCAUAUGGCUACAAUUUAUUAUGAAUUAGUAGCACAGAAUCACUCUUUCAUGUAGGCUGAUUUUUAAAUAUUUUUGAAUUGAUCAUUACAAUUUUCAUCUUUACGAAUAAAUAAUUUUUACGUUCCUAAAA